UCUGCAGCUGAGCCACUCAGCCGUCCGGAGGUUUAAAGGUGGGCGGAGACAGAGAAGCGCGAGGAAGUCCUCCCGUCUGCAGCGACCGACGCACAGUGCAUUUUCGGACUCGGCACCCGCACCCGUCCGAGGAGGGGAGACAUCAUGGCAACGACAACUUGUACGCGUUUUACAGAUGAAUACCAGCUGUACGAGGAGCUUGGCAAGGGGGCCUUUUCAGUGGUGCGCCGCUGUGUCAAACUCUGCACAGGCCAAGAGUACGCCGCCAAAAUCAUCAACACCAAAAAGCUCUCGGCCAGAGACCAUCAGAAACUGGAGAGAGAAGCCAGGAUCUGCAGAUUGCUUAAACACUCCAACAUCGUUCGUCUCCAUGACAGUAUCUCAGAGGAAGGCUUCCACUAUCUCCUCUUUGACCUGGUGACAGGAGGGGAGCUGUUCGAAGACAUUGUGGCUAGAGAGUACUACAGCGAAGCCGAUGCCAGUCAUUGCAUCCAGCAGAUCUUGGAGGCCGUGCUCCACUGCCAUCAGAUGGGGGUGGUACACAGAGACCUCAAGCCGGAGAACCUGCUGCUGGCCAGCAAGUGUAAGAACGCAGCGGUGAAGCUGGCUGACUUUGGACUCGCCAUCGAGGUUCAAGGAGAGCAGCAGGCUUGGUUUGGCUUUGCAGGGACUCCCGGCUACUUGUCCCCAGAGGUGCUGAGGAAGGAGGCCUACGGCAAACCUGUCGACAUCUGGGCGUGCGGUGUGAUCCUCUACAUUCUUCUGGUUGGAUACCCUCCGUUCUGGGACGAGGACCAGCACAAACUCUACCAGCAGAUCAAAGCUGGAGCGUACGACUUUCCCUCCCCAGAGUGGGACACGGUGACUCCGGAGGCUAAAAAUCUGAUCAACCAGAUGCUGACUAUCAACCCAGCCAAGAGAAUCACUGCCCAGGAGGCUCUGAAGCACCCAUGGGUUUGCCAACGCUCAACAGUGGCCUCUAUGAUGCACAGACAGGAGACCGUCGAGUGCCUGAAGAAGUUUAACGCCAGGAGGAAACUCAAGGGUGCCAUUUUGACCACCAUGCUCGUCUCCAGGAACUUCUCUGUGGGCCGGCAGACCACAGCGCCGGCGUCCGUCAGCGCCGUGGCUGGAACCACCGCUGGCAUCGUGGAGCAAGCAGCCAAGAGUCUCCUCAACAAGAAGGCUGAUGUUAAGCCGCAGACGAACAGCACGAGAAACAGCACAGUCACCAGUCCCAAAGGACACGUCUCUGCUGCACUGGGAUCAUCUGACAGCAGCAACACCACCAUUGAGGAUGAAGAUGUGAAAGCUCGCAAACAGGAGAUCAUAAAGAUCACCGAGCAGCUGAUUGAAGCUGUCAACAACGGAGACUUUGAGGCGUAUGCGAAGAUAUGCGACCCUGGCCUGACCUCGUUUGAGCCGGAGGGCCUGGGUAAUCUGGUGGAGGGAAUGGACUUCCACAGAUUUUACUUUGACAAUCUCCUCUCCAAGAACAGCAAACCCAUCCACACCACCAUCCUCAACCCUCACGUGCACAUGAUCGGGGACGACGCCGCCUGCAUCGCCUACAUCCGCCUGACGCAGUUUGUCGACGUGCAGGGCCACCCUCGCUCCAGCCAAUCAGAGGAGACCAGAGUAUGGCACCGCAGGGAGAGUCGGUGGCAAAACGUCCACUUCCACUGCUCAGGAGCUCCCGCUGCCCCGCUGCAGGGAUAAGGUCUACGAGACUGAAGAGGAGGGCUAGAGGAGCGGAGGAGGAAUCCGUGAAUAAGAUCUGAGAGAGCAGCAGAGGACAGAGAGGUGCAAGCGGAUGCAAGGGGGGAGUCUGGAGAGUCUGUAAUUUCUGGGAUCGUGGUCGUCCUCCUGCUCUCUUCUCGCUCCGUCUCUCUCUCCACAUUCAGCCGACAGCCGACGCUCCCAUCAUUAAACCUACACUACAGCAGUGGGCAUAUCAGCCAAAAAAAGAAAAGAAAAAAAGAAAAAAAAAGAAAGGAAACUCUUUAGCCUGCGUCUUGUCUUCAGUUGAGACCCGGACAGCGCCUGUCCUUCAUCCAGCGUGGCACUCUCUCACUCUCUUAUUCUUACUUAUCUUCUAGUAUUAUUAUGGCUGCUGUCUAAUUGUUGUGCUCUUUCAUCUGUAAAGUAUAUUUAUUAGUCAUUCUAAACCUUUUUUUAUAAUAUGACGAGCAUGACUCCUACGUGUGUUCUUAUUAGCAGUGGCUGUUUUUUUUUCUGCACGACUAAAGGCUGCCUGCAGUGUGAAAUGAACAAACUGAACCACGUUGUCUUACAGAACGAGACCAGUGGGUGUAUUUAAUUAUCCCUUUUUGUUUUGUCAUUCAAUGGAGCUUAUUUUUUUAUUUUUUAUUUCUUUCUUUUUUUUUUGUGUUCUCUUCCUCUGGAGUGUAGUUGACCCUGAACCCUGAACGCCUCCGCGUGUUGCCCGGCCCCCUCUCCGAGUCCACCGCCACCACGCAGCAUGCUCACACCUUAACUGUCGUUCGUAAUCGGCUCUCUUUGUAACGAACAUCGCAAUGACGAGCUACUGAAGUUAUGACAAUGGUUGACAUUAUAAUAUCACGCCGUUUAUGUAAACUUCCAGUUUCAUCGUGGUGACAUUGACUACAGUUCUAUGCUGUGGAUGGUAUUUUAAUUGCAUGAUAUUCCGAGUUAAUAACAUUGGUUCGUUGGGUGUUAUCGUGCAUUUUGUGUUCUUUUUUUGGACUGAACUGCUGGCAAGCUAUAAUCUAUUCCCUCUAUUUUCUGGACUUUGUAAAGUGCAUUAACUAUUAUUUGUGUUUGUAUGAUAGCGUAGUUUAUGAGGAUACUGGCGAGGAUCGUGACAGAAUAUGCCUUUUUAGAAGAAUUUGCUGGAUCCAGAUCAGCUUUAAAAACAAAUAGCUCUUUACUGAAUGGAAGACAAAAAAAAAAAUCCUAUUUAAUCACUCACAUUUUUUUUAGAAUAAAAUAAAUAGAAUCUAAUAAAUCUGACUGAAGAUAAUGCCACAACUUAGAUUUCACGUCAGGGUCUUAAACGCACAAUAGGCCUAUGUCAAAACUAAAAACUAAAAGGCACUUUCACUUUCUCCCGUUAGGAUCCCUUCAGAGUUCAUCGUUCAGGAGGGUUUUUAAUCCUCAGAGGCAGGGGCGAGUCUAGGAUCAGACCUUUAGGGGGGCUCAGCCCCUAAUGAGAAUGUGACACAGUGCUUUGUCAGUGUUAAACCCAACGUCAGCUAACGUUUUUUUUGACACUAUUAACACUAUGAUGGAACUAGACCUGACACUUUAUAAGUCACAGUUAUAACGACCAAUUUGACCCAAUGUUCUCACAUUCAGCAAUUUUAGUUGCUUACGUUUCAGUUUGGGUUCUAAUCUGCACCAUGAAACGACCACCUUCUUCUCUGGGGACUACCAACGUUAAAAUUCACAACCGUGUCCUGCAGACAGAUUACAUUAUGUGUCAUUUAGCUGAUGCUUUUAUCCAAAGCAACUUACAAUUGCUAUAUACGUCAGAGGUCACACACCUCUGGAGCAACUAGGAGUUAAGUGUCUUGCUCAGCGACACAUGGGGUGUUGUAUCACAUUGGGAAUCGAACCCGGGUCUCCCGCACUAAAGGCAUGUGUCAUACCCACUGCGCCAUCACCACCCUGACCAUCUCCGUCACCGACCAUCACCAGAUCAGAUAGAGACUCCCACAAUUUCCUCCGAUUGGCCAACACUACAUUUCUGUUAAUGGUAAUUGUUUGUCCUCUGUCACUAACAGACAGGUUCACAAACUCUGGCUUAAUUUCUAAAAUUGAUUAAAAAAAUAAAUACAAAAAAUGAUAUUAUAAUUUUUAGAGGGGCUGAGAUGAAAUUAGGGUGGGCUUGAGUCCCCCUAAAAAGGGACUAAAAUCGCCCACGUGCAGAGGUAUCCUUCUCUUCAAAACAAACGGACCCGCUGAUUAAAACCAGUAAAAAAAACACACUGAACAAAGUAGUUUCAUGUUAAAAAAAUCUGAGUUUCUCCGACUCUGUUUUGGCCCGUCGGUGGACAGGAGUUUGCUCAGCUUGAUUCUGUGUGUCCGUUUGUCCUCGGGUCUAAUUUGACCCGUUUUCAAAAAAGUUUCGUUAUCAGAAAUUUGGCGUGGAUGGUUCCACAAACCCGCUCUUUCACAAGUAAAAUAAACGAUCAGUUCAUUACUUA
This is a messenger RNA of Perca flavescens (yellow perch), 4190 nucleotides long. RefSeq names its product calcium/calmodulin-dependent protein kinase (CaM kinase) II beta 2 (gene camk2b2). The transcript is spliced from 20 exons. Gene Ontology annotation, biological process: protein phosphorylation. The record is from RefSeq and is a predicted model, not a curated record. Lineage: Eukaryota; Metazoa; Chordata; Actinopteri; Perciformes; Percidae. The coding region runs from base 145 to 1719 and encodes 524 amino acids. Gene Ontology annotation, molecular function: calcium/calmodulin-dependent protein kinase activity; calmodulin binding; ATP binding.